Eimeria necatrix is the source of this 348-nucleotide messenger RNA. RefSeq names its product macrophage migration inhibitory factor, putative. Bases 1 to 348 code for a protein of 115 amino acids. NCBI's taxonomy places the organism in Eukaryota, Apicomplexa, Conoidasida, Eucoccidiorida, Eimeriidae. The transcript is spliced from 3 exons. Gene Ontology annotation, molecular function: phenylpyruvate tautomerase activity. The record is from RefSeq and is a predicted model, not a curated record.
AUGCCACUGUGCCAGGUCGUGUGCAACACCCAAGUGGAGAGCGGCGCGGAGGAGGCCUUCCUCGCUGCUGUGGAAUCAGGUCUCAGCAAAAUCCUGGGCAAGCCCACCCAGUACAUCACCGUAACCCUCACUCGGGGCUCCGUCCGCCACAGUGGCAGCUGCGACCCUGCAGCUAGUGUUUCUGUGCAUUCAAUUGGAGGCAUCAGCAGCCGCACCAACAAUAUGAUCUGCGCAGAGGUCGCGGCCCUGUGCCAGCAGCACCUGAAGGUGCCCGUAGAGCGCGUGUUUUUCCACUUCGCAGAUGUGAGCGCCGCGAACAUCGGCAUCGGUUCCCGCGUGUUUGGUUAA